GCUAGGAAUAGUAUAUUGUUUGCUCUUUGACAAGACUGUUAAAGGGUACAUUUUGCAUAAAGAAUACUCGAGUGGGUUAAUCAAGAACAUUUUAACACCUUAUAGCUUAGUUUAAAUAUACGUUCUGUGUUUUUUGUCUACAGUUAUGGUCACUCAGGUAACACUGAGAAACCCUCCACAUUCAGUGUUAGCCGGUGACUCCAUCAAUAUUACCUGUGUGACCUCUGCCAGCAAACCACGGUCUUGUGUAAGAGUGCACGUACGGAAUUCCAGCAAAACUUGGGAACUAGACGCGGGUGACUGUAUCCAGAACUCCAAUACGAUAGAAGCCACAACCCGGACACUGACGUUUACAGCUAGUGCCGAGGAGAACGAAGCUGAGCUGUACUGUAACGCCUCCAACAGUGUGACGGAUCCUCCUGUACAAUCACAAGUCUACACACUCAGUGUGGAAUAUCACCCAAAGAGUGGCGUCCUCCUAUCAGGUUAUGUUAACAACACAGCCGUGGAGUCGGGGAAAACACUGACCUUGACCUGUCAAGUGGGAAAGGGGAACCCCCCACCAGCACUCAGCUGGUCAUCGGGGUGUGGUCAGACAAGCCCAGUUCCUCGUAACAUUGGAAGUCAGCAGAUCAGUAUCGGUAUACCCGUCAAUCCGUCCCUGAACCAGAAGACGUGUGUGUGUAAGGGGAGGCAGAACGGGUCGUUGUCCAGAUGGACGGAGCAGAAGAGCAGAACAUUUAAUGUAGAGUUUGGGCCUGACAGCGUGCAGCUACGAGCAGAUUCCGGACAAUCGGGAAACAAAGUUAACGUCAAAGAAAACAGCACCGUGAAAUUUACAUGUAACGCUAAUGAGUCCAAUCCUGCUGCAGUCCAUUCCUGGUCCAACAGUGGCAGUCCUGUAGCAGCAGCAGAGCUAUCAGAAGUAAGCUCAGAGAGAGGGCCAAAUCACGGGUACCUGACCACACGGAACUAUACAGUGAGGGUUGAUCGAUAUCACGAUGGUGACGUCGUCAGAUGUGAGGCUCAGAGGCCUGGUAAUGGAGGCAGUAAACGUGUAUCACCAAACCUCACACUAGAUGUCACAUACGGGCCGUUGUUUACCAGCUGUAAAUCAAAGUACAUUUUCGUGGAAAAUGCCACAGCUGAGCUCUCUUGUACAACCUGGGCUAAGCCUCAGCCAACGAUAAACUGGACUCGCGGAGCUCAGACGAGUGGCGUGAGUGGGACAAAUAAUAAUUAUACGUCUGUGGCCAUGUUCAACAAGAUCAGGAGGACUGACUCUGGAGUGUACACUGUGACAGCUAGUAAUGGCGUGGGGAGAUUAUUAGAGAGGACAGUCAAUAUCACUGUGUACUAUCCCCCGGAUAUAUCUGUGGUUCUGUUGUCAGAAGAAGAUGUCACGGAAGGAAGCCCUCUACAGCUGGAGUGUCGUGCUGAAGCUGUUCCUCAAAACUACACCUACUCUGUCUGGAAUCGUACCAUUGGAAACCUUAUUGUACCACUUAUAAACAACAGACCUGGGAAAUCCCUGUCCAUCAGUCAGGUGACGUUCAGAGAUCAGGGUGUAUACCGGUGUGGAGCCAGUAACGGGUUUGGAGGCGUUCAGUGGGGACAACUGGAGGUCAAGGUUCGCGCCCGGCCACAGUUUGUCAGACAGACCAACCAACAAGCAGCAGCCCUUGGUGAAAAUAUCAAACUGAUGUUUAAGUUUGUAUCUUAUCCAGCCUAUGUGAACCUCAAGUGGUACAAACUUAUCAAUGGUACAGCUGAAAAACUAACCGUCUCUAACUCAUCCGGGAGUAAAUACCGAAGUCACGUGACGGAUGCUCACCACGAGUUUAUCUUUUACGACACCAAAGUCCUGCUUUCCGGUCACGUGGCGGAACUUGAAAUCUCUGACGUUAAACAUGAUGAUUUCGGGAAAUACAAAUUUGUUGCUGAAAAUGACGUGGGAUCUUCUGAGACCAUCAUGUCUUUUAACUUAAUAGAUCGUCCUUGUCCACCUACUUUAACAACCACAUUUUGUGAAAACCGUAUGGCCAAUGUGACGUGGAUUUCCUGUUUCGAUGGCGGUUCUACUCAGACGUUUAAACUACAGUACAAAAAGAAGGGUGGCGAUUGGGUUGAAUUACCUGGUAACAUAACAGACCCGGGAGAGGAUAAGGCUGUGAGCGAGGUGGUGGAGGGUCUCGAGGAGAGGGGAGAAUACAUCUUCGGGGUUUACGGUGUGAACAGGUGGAAUAAAAGUGAAAUGGUAGAGAAGAGUUGUACAGUUACAGGUAAAUGUGAAGGUCAUGUGGCACGCAAACAAUAA
Liolophura sinensis is the source of this 2317-nucleotide messenger RNA. RefSeq names its product synaptogenesis protein syg-2-like. Gene Ontology annotation, biological process: regulation of B cell proliferation; negative regulation of B cell receptor signaling pathway; B cell activation. The transcript is spliced from 7 exons. Gene Ontology annotation, molecular function: protein phosphatase binding; CD4 receptor binding; sialic acid binding. NCBI's taxonomy places the organism in Eukaryota, Metazoa, Mollusca, Polyplacophora, Chitonida, Chitonidae. Gene Ontology annotation, cellular component: recycling endosome; early endosome; extracellular exosome. The coding region runs from base 146 to 2317 and encodes 723 amino acids. The record is from RefSeq and is a predicted model, not a curated record.